AUGCCGCCGAGGUUGGAGGUGAUCCCACUGACCAAGGGCUCACCGCAGAUUCCGAGGCCAGGCAUUUCACCACUGCCACGGGCGAAGACAAUGUGCACGUCGGAGCACUGGGCUUGA
Phytophthora nicotianae INRA-310 is the source of this 117-nucleotide messenger RNA. RefSeq lists its product as hypothetical. The coding region runs from base 1 to 117 and encodes 38 amino acids. The record is from RefSeq and is a predicted model, not a curated record. NCBI's taxonomy places the organism in Eukaryota, Oomycota, Peronosporomycetes, Peronosporales, Peronosporaceae. The transcript has a single exon.